Molecule: messenger RNA, 432 nt
Organism: Erythranthe guttata (spotted monkey flower)
Lineage: Eukaryota; Viridiplantae; Streptophyta; Magnoliopsida; Lamiales; Phrymaceae
Source: RefSeq, a predicted model, not a curated record
AUGGUUUUCUGUACUGUGAAAAUUGGUAGUAGUAGUGAUGGACGAAAUGGAACGGAAACUUCUAGACGUGGUGACUCACUCAUCACUGAAAUAUGCGUUUUUGAGGUACUAUCGGCCGCGAAAAACGAAGACGAAGCCAUGAUGCUAACGUGCGCGAAGUUUGCCGUCGAAAAGCACAACAAGUUAGAACAUGCGAAUUUGAAGUUCGAGAGGGUGCUGAAAGCAAAGAAGACGAGGGCAAAAUCAGGGUGGCUUAUACAUCUCACCAUUGAAACCAAAGAUGGUAAUAAUAAUAAUAAUAAUGUGCAGAAAUAUGAAGCACAAGUGGCUAAGUUGUUCUAUCGAGAUUAUAUCUUCUUCUAUUACUUUAAACUAGUCCCCGAUAAUAAUGUGUCGUCGGCCCCACCUCCGAUGCGAGCGCUCUUCGUUUAA